AUGUGGAAACUGGGGAUGGGGAGAAAGAUCAUGGAGCGCCAGGUGGAAGAGGAGGCCCACCAACUUGUGAAGAUCUUUGCAAGUACCAAAGGGCAACCCUUUGAUCCUUUACCAGCCAUCACUAACUCAGUUUGCAAUAUGGUGUGUGCUGUGAACUUUGGAUACCGAUUUUCUCUUGAAGAUGAAAACUUCCAGAUACUGAUCAAAACCAUUGAUUUUGGCACGAACUUUGGAAGCACUUACGUUUUUUUGCUCUAUGAAUUGUUUCCAUGGAUCAUGAAACAUCUCCCGGGGCCCCACAACAAGCUCUUGUCCCUCAUGGAGGCGGUGAUGUCAUUUAUAAGGCAAGAGAUAAAGAGACAUAAGACGCACCAGAACUUGCAUGAACCGAGCGAUUUCAUCGAUUUCUACCUGCUUCAGAUGGAGAAAGUAAACUCCAGCACAACCUCCUUCGAUGAAGAAAACCUGGCUGUAUCUAUUGCAGAAUUUUUUAUUGCGGGAACAGAGACCAUGAGUAUCACUUUGCAAUGGGGGCUGCUCCUUAUGGUGGCUUAUCCGGAAAUCCAAGAAAAGGUCUACAAAGAGAUGACAGAUGUCUUUGGUUCCUUGCACUACAUUUCCUAUCAAGAUCGGAAGAAACUGCCCUACACCAACGCUGUGAUUCACGAGAUCCAACGUUUCAGAUACAUCUUAUACACUAGUAUUGCCAGAUACUCUGUGAAGGACACGGAAGUGCUUGGCAUUCACGUUCCAAAGGGAACCAUAAUUCUUCCAGAUGUAAGCUCUGCCAUGUUUGAUCCCGAACAAUGGGAGACACCUGAACAGUUUAACCCACAUCACUUUUUGGACAAAGAUGGGAAUUUUAUGCCUAAAGAUGCAUUUCUACCAUUUGGAGCAGGUGCCCGGGUGUGUUUAGGGGAACAGUUAGCGAAGGUAGAGCUCUUCCUUUUCUUCACCAGCUUGUUGAGGGCAUUCACCUUGCAACUGCCAGAAGGAGCAGGAAAACCCAAUUUGGAGCCUGCAAUUGGCGUGAUAGUUCACCCUCAUGCUUACCAACUCUGUGCUAUUCCCCGAUGUAAUUCAUAA
Varanus komodoensis (Komodo dragon) is the source of this 1086-nucleotide messenger RNA. RefSeq names its product cytochrome P450 2J4-like. The transcript is spliced from 7 exons. The record is from RefSeq and is a predicted model, not a curated record. Gene Ontology annotation, molecular function: oxidoreductase activity, acting on paired donors, with incorporation or reduction of molecular oxygen, reduced flavin or flavoprotein as one donor, and incorporation of one atom of oxygen; iron ion binding; heme binding. Lineage: Eukaryota; Metazoa; Chordata; Lepidosauria; Squamata; Varanidae. Gene Ontology annotation, biological process: xenobiotic metabolic process; arachidonate metabolic process. Bases 1 to 1086 code for a protein of 361 amino acids. Gene Ontology annotation, cellular component: cytoplasm; intracellular membrane-bounded organelle.